Bacillus rossius redtenbacheri is the source of this 664-nucleotide messenger RNA. Its product is annotated as probable RNA-binding protein EIF1AD. Gene Ontology annotation, molecular function: translation initiation factor activity; RNA binding. The transcript is spliced from 2 exons. The record is from RefSeq and is a predicted model, not a curated record. The coding region runs from base 28 to 552 and encodes 174 amino acids. Gene Ontology annotation, cellular component: nucleus. Lineage: Eukaryota; Metazoa; Arthropoda; Insecta; Phasmatodea; Bacillidae. Gene Ontology annotation, biological process: translational initiation.
GUCACUUGGGGUUGGCGUCGCGUUGGCAUGUCCCGAGCCACGAAGCGCAAGCACGUGAUCAAGGAGGUGCUUCUGGGCGACCUGACGCUGCCCUCGGGGACCCAGCAGGUGGUCCGCGUUGCGGCCAGCCGGGGCAACAACCUGCACGAGGUGGAGACCCCGCGGGGGGAGCGGUUCCUCGCCUCCAUGCCCACCAAGUUUCGCAGGAACGUGUGGAUCAAGCGCGGGGACUUUGUGCUGGUGGAGCCCGUCCCCGAGGGCGACAAGGUGAAGGCGGAGAUGGUCGGCAUCCUGACGCCGGAGCACGUGCGCUUCUACAAGUCGAACCGCUGCUGGCCGGCGGAGUUCGAGAAGGCCGUCGGCGAGGACCUGUUUGUGAACACCAACCGGCAGCUGCCCCGGGACGACUUCAGCGACGGCGAGAGUGUCCGCGAGGACCUGUUCGUGAACACCAACCGGCAGGUGCCCCGGGACGACUUCAGCGACGGCGAAGCCAGCAGCGAUCAGGAGUCCUCCGCGUCAGACGGAAUACACGAAGACGAGAACACUUGAACUUUGUACUACUCCCGUGACGGCGAUAGCCGGUGUGCAUUUUUCUUUGGAUUUGUACAGUAAUUUUUCAGGUGCUUUGUGGAUUUUGAUAAAAAUAUAGUUACGAAAGGUU